UUGGCAUUCAUAUUAAUAGACGAUUUUAACAACUAAAUCGUUAACUACUUUAAAUAGUCAAACGUUUACAUCAGUUUUGCCCUCCCAAUAAUCACUCGCAGUGCUAGAAAGUUGCUAGUUGGUUAACGUUAGCCUCCAGAUGUGAGUUAGCAUAAGAACUUAAACUAAAUAAACUAGUUCAUUUGGCCGUAAUCUGACAAGAUAUGUGGGUGGAAAAAAAUCGUUUUUUGGACGUCUUGUGGAGAAAUUCGCGCAGCUGACUGUCAUAUGCUGCUAUUGAACCUGAGAGAGAGAAACCUCGUUCACUGACGUAGAAAGACGGGGUGCAGAAUGCCGCCUGUGUCUGGAGUCGGCACGGGUCCCAUUGAGGAAAGCUCUGGGGGUCUUAAACGUUCAGACUGCCUUUGUCCGGUCUGUCUGGACAUAUUCCUGGAGCCGGUCACUUUGCCCUGUAUGCACACCUUCUGCAAACCCUGCUUUCUGGAAACCGUAGACAAGGCCAACAUGUGCUGUCCGCUCUGCCGAAAACGUGUGUCCACAUGGGCGCGACUCAACAGCCGGAACAAGACCUUGGUGAACGUGGAGCUGUGGAGACGCAUACAGGAUGCUUUUCCCACCCAGUGUGAGCGGAGGGUGCAGGGAAUCGAAGAUGAUGAUGAUGCUGUAACCAUUCCUAGACCCCGCGUGUGUCAGCCGGGAGAGCUGAGGAAGGAGUAUGAGGAUCAGAUCAGUAAGCUGGUGGAGGAGAAGCGAGCUCUAGAGGAAGCCGAGAGGAGAGCCAGUGAGGAAUACAUCCAGCGCCUUUUGGCUGAGGAGGAGGAGCGUUUGGCAGAGGAGAGGAGGAGACGGGAGGAGCAGCAGCUGGAGAACGAUGAGAAACUGGCCAGACUGCUGAGCCAAGAGCUGAAUUCAGGACCAAUCUCUGAAACAUCAUGGAACACCAAGCCUACUGAUAAUACACCAGCAAAGAAGACAAAACCUAACAUGGGGGUCAUUGAGAAGUUUUUGCGCCCAGUACCUCAUAAGCAGCCGAGCAGUUCUGACAGCAGCCCAGACUCCUCUCUGAUGGCUAAUAAGGAGAAUAUUCUGAGCCCCCCCAAAAAACCCUCAACACAAUCUGUGGAGGGCACAAGCAAACUGUCCACGCCUGUGCUGGACUACAAUGGGAAACCCUCCACCUCCAGCUCCAGUCCCAGCCGCUCAGAACACACAUUUGUUUUUAACAGUCCGAACAGCAGCUCACUGAAAAGGAAAAGUACAGAGGUCGAGCUUCAGACCGAAGCGGAUCUGCUCACUAAGAAGCCCUGCGCUGCUCUGCGGUGUGAGUCUCCUUCAGCCGACAGCGUGUUCCUGUCUGAAGUGGCGCAGUAUGAGGAGGCCUUACAGACCCGCUGGCAGCAAGAGGAGGAGGACCGGAAACUGGCCUUGCGUCUUCAGAGGGAGCUGGACCGCGAAAGCACCGUGGACCGCAGCAAGGGUUCGGCCGACAGCUAUCCGCUUAGGCAAAAACCCUCUCCGGCUUCCACGAGCGAAAACCCAGACGUGGAAAAUUCAAGAAAGAACGUCAGCACGUCACGGUCUACUACGAGGAACAGCACGGGACGCAGGGAUGGUGAGAAAACCGAAAAGAGACUGUCUAGGACUGCAGGAACGACCCCUGGGAAGAAUCCUGCAUUUUCGCCUUCAGCAACUGUCCCGACUGGUUUAAAGAAGGGGGUGAAGCAGACCACACUUACUGAGAUGUUCCCCAACCUGAGCAGCUGACUGAUGCUCUGCUGCUUUUAUCUGGUAUCUUAUUCACCCUUCAGACUUGAAACUCUUGUUAGGGGCUGCGCUGCUACUGUAGCCAAUUUCUGUUCUUUUUUUCGGUUGCUAACACUCCUUCAGUGCCUUUCCAGCGAGGGAAAAGUGACUGUAAAGUCAUAAUGACAGUUCUGUUUCCUAGAGCGUUUAUAUAGUCAUGACUAGCUAAGAGUUUAAAAUGGUGUGAAUGCUGAAAAGGAAAAUCAUUUUGUAAGCAUUUGCAGGCAUUAAUUCAAUAAAAGGAAAGUUCAGUUUACUAAAAACGUGUUAUG
Molecule: messenger RNA, 2075 nt
Organism: Labeo rohita (rohu)
Lineage: Eukaryota; Metazoa; Chordata; Actinopteri; Cypriniformes; Cyprinidae
Gene: rnf168
Product: ring finger protein 168
Exons: 7
Coding region: 331-1764 (477 amino acids)
Biological process (GO): double-strand break repair; protein ubiquitination
Cellular component (GO): nucleus; site of double-strand break
Molecular function (GO): ubiquitin-protein transferase activity; metal ion binding; nucleosome binding
Source: RefSeq, a predicted model, not a curated record